Messenger RNA from Trichoderma virens Gv29-8, 729 nucleotides. RefSeq lists its product as uncharacterized. NCBI's taxonomy places the organism in Eukaryota, Fungi, Ascomycota, Sordariomycetes, Hypocreales, Hypocreaceae. The transcript has a single exon. The record is from RefSeq and is a predicted model, not a curated record. The coding region runs from base 163 to 546 and encodes 127 amino acids.
AAUUAUCUAUAUAAUCAGCUCUCCAUCUUGCUUUCUAUUUUACUUUCUACAUCAUCAAACAUCAUCACAACAACAAUCACACCAACACUACAAACAACACUACCUCUUCAACCACAUCUUUCUCAUUUCAAAUCUAAACAAAUAACUUAUACUACUAUCAAAAUGCAUUCCGCUAUUGCCUUCACUCUCUCCGCUCUCGCCCUUGCUGUCUCCGCAGCUCCUGCUCCUCGCAAUGUCGGCACUGUUCAAGUUCAAUUUGCCAACGAUGUCACUGGAGCAAACGGCAACGCCUUGAUCCCUCUUGAUGGAACCGAUAUUAGCCUUGGAGAGGCUUACGGCAACACCAACCUGUUCAAGGAUGGAACUCUCUUUGUCACCAGCCUGCAGUUCACUGCCGAUUUCACCAACGUGCAGUGUGUUGUUCUGAAGGAUCUCCAAACUGUGGUCGCCAGCCUUUCCGAUCCUUCGCGAGACUUCCAGAAGUUCUCCCAGCAGCCUUUGGACUGGGAGACUGGCUUCACCAUCGCCUGCAAUGUGCACGCUUAAACGUUUUCUAAGUUUUUUUUUAAGCUCGGGAAUUGAAAGGCAUCUUAGACGGGAAGGGGAUUGGUUCGGCAUCUUAGAAGGGGAUAGGUUUUGGUUUUUGGUUUACUUUUUUCGACAUUCAUUACAACCCAACUACUAGAAGGCAUAUACACACGGAACAAUCCACAAUCACGGCAUCUUAGC